CCACCGCUAUCCCGUGAACCUUUCAUGUUGGUGAAACGCGAGUUCAAAGAGAGAAUUACGUGCAGACGUUGAACGCUUUCAUAAACUCUCUGCGAGUGGAGACCCGCAACAUCUAUCGAAGGGUUGAAUCAAGGAGGCGCCUCUAAAACUCAAGCUAGCGAGCCGGGCCCAAAGAGCCUCUUUCCCGCCAAAUAUAGGGCGGGCCGAGGUUUACAUUCCGCCGUGACUGGCUCCGAAGCCGUCUUCUUCUCCUCCCGGGAAGAUGGGAGCGGGCGUGACGCGCGCCCAGACGAUUGCGCUCCAAGGGCUGCACGAGGCGCCUCCCCUAGCGGCGAGGCGGGUGGAGGGCGCCCGCCGGGAGCGCGCUUCAGCCGGGGAUACGCCUCCUUCCCGGACCCCUCGCUGAGGGCUCACCGCCGGCGAUGUUCACCAGGGCGGUGAGCAGACUCAGCAGAAAGCGGCCCCCAUCAGAAAUAACAGACAAUGACAGCAAGCCAUGCAGUAGCCAUCAGACCCUCAAUGGAACCACAAGAUGGGCUCAGUCAUUGGAAAGUUUGCUGGAAGACCCAGAAGGUGUAAAGAAGUUUAGGGACUUCUUAAAGAGAGAAUUUAGUGAAGAAAACGUUUUAUUCUGGCAAGCUUGUGAAGAGUUUAAGAAGAUAAAAGAUGAAAAACAGAUGAAAGCAAAGGCAAAUGAAAUUUACAAAAAUUUCUUGUCAAAUAAAGCUUCUUAUCAAGUCAAUGUAGAAGGACAAUCGCGUUUGGAUGAAUCAAUACUGGAAAAACCUCAUCCUCUGAUGUUUCAGAAACUUCAAGAUCAGAUUUUCAACCUCAUGAAAUAUGACAGCUACAACCGCUUCCUGAAAUCAGAUAUAUUUCUUAAAUUGAAGGAGACUGAAGAACAGGAAGAAAAUUCACCUGAUCCUCAGACUGUAGCAAAAAGAGCUUCUAGAAUUUAUAAUACAUGAUUGUAUCCCAUAUUUGGAUACAUCCCAAAUAACAACAAUCCAUAGAACAAUAGAUCACAUUGAGACAACAAUCAAAAGCGUAUCAGUUCUCAGGAAUAAUCUUUGUGGUUAACACAGAUGCAUUUAGAGGCUUAAAUAGUAUAGAAUCCUAUUAGAUAAAACUUACCUUUGGUUGCUU
Crotalus tigris (Tiger rattlesnake) is the source of this 1146-nucleotide messenger RNA. It is a transcript of the gene RGS10, whose product is annotated as regulator of G protein signaling 10. Gene Ontology annotation, molecular function: GTPase activator activity. The transcript has 5 exons. Bases 423 to 968 code for a protein of 181 amino acids. Lineage: Eukaryota; Metazoa; Chordata; Lepidosauria; Squamata; Viperidae. The record is from RefSeq and is a predicted model, not a curated record.